This is a messenger RNA of Anarrhichthys ocellatus (wolf-eel), 1228 nucleotides long. It is a transcript of the gene fkbp6, whose product is annotated as FKBP prolyl isomerase 6. The record is from RefSeq and is a predicted model, not a curated record. The transcript is spliced from 9 exons. Gene Ontology annotation, cellular component: cytoplasm. NCBI's taxonomy places the organism in Eukaryota, Metazoa, Chordata, Actinopteri, Perciformes, Anarhichadidae. Gene Ontology annotation, molecular function: peptidyl-prolyl cis-trans isomerase activity; Hsp90 protein binding. Gene Ontology annotation, biological process: spermatogenesis; piRNA processing. The coding region runs from base 141 to 1127 and encodes 328 amino acids.
GCAUACUUUUUGACUCCGCCUCCCUGAGCGCCAAAACACAGCAAAACUACUCUUGCUCUCAAUUAAGCCGCCUGGUUAACUUCGGUAUAAAAAUAAAAAUAAACCUGCCUAAACAGAGCCGUAACUAACCCACCGACUGAAUGUCAGGAAACGGGUUAAUAGCCAGUAUCCGGCGGUUAAUAAGCCCCGAAGAGCGGCUAUCGAGGAGCACUCCGAGUCCGUUCGAUCAACUCUGCCAGCAGAUGAACGAUGUCCUGGGCGAUGGAGGGAUCCUGAAGGAGGUGGUCCAAUCUGGAGAGGGCCCACCUGUACCUGAAAACGCUUCAGUAUUGAUCCAUUACUCGAGUUUCCUGGAAUAUUCCGACCGGCCUUUUGAAACCACCACGCACUACAAGUACCCCCGGAUGAUGAAGUUAGGGAGAGAUGUGACGCUGGCCGGACUGGAGCUCGGUCUGCUGACCAUGCGGAAAGGAGAGUUCUCUCGCUUCCUCUUCCAGCCCCAGUAUGCCUACGGGGACAUGGGUUGUCCUCCGCUCAUUCCCGCUGCCGCUGUGAUUCUGUACGAGGUUCAGAUCCUCGACUUCCUCGACUCGGGACAAGUGGACGACUUCAUCACGAUGAGUCUGGAGGAGCAGAACACAGUUCCUCUGUCCACGCUCCUCGAUGUUGUCAGCACGCAACGCAGCUUCGGCAACCGUUGCUUCAACCAAAGCCGCUACGACCAUGCCAAAGAUCGCUACAAACAGGCAACGCUGCUGCUGGGGAACAGGGAAACACAGAGCGAUGCGGAGGCAGAGAGGAUCAAGACAGCUCUGCUUCCUCUCUAUCUGAACCUCUCUCUCACUGAGCUCCGUCUAGACAGCCCGCAUAAAGCCCUGAAAUAUGGCAACAAAGCCCUGGAGAUAGACUCUGCCAACACAAAGGCUCUUUUCCGCUGCGGUCAGGCGUAUCUGGAGCUGUGCGAGUACGAGAGCGCCCAGGGUUGCCUCAUAACCGCUCAAGCAAAGAAGCCCUUUGACACCGACAUCAACAACCUACUGAGGAAAGUGGCAAUAUGCUAUAGAGACAGCUUGGACAAACAGAAGGAACUGUACGCCAAGAUGUUCAAAGACUUGAGGGGCAAGUAAAGAUGAGUGAAAAGCCGCAGAACAGGCCACUACACUGUUCAACAGAACCAGAGCGCACAACAUGGAGACAGAUCUGGUCCUUCCACUAUCAACAGCGGUAC